Molecule: messenger RNA, 8353 nt
Organism: Corythoichthys intestinalis (scribbled pipefish)
Lineage: Eukaryota; Metazoa; Chordata; Actinopteri; Syngnathiformes; Syngnathidae
Product: granule associated Rac and RHOG effector protein 1-like
Exons: 13
Coding region: 952-4125 (1057 amino acids)
Biological process (GO): Rac protein signal transduction
Molecular function (GO): CCR4-NOT complex binding
Source: RefSeq, a predicted model, not a curated record
CGUCUUUUCUCUUUACUUCUUUCCAAUUUUCCCUUUGUAUUUAUCACAGACACCCCUUUUGUAACGCAACGAGAUGACGUUUGUGGAUGUUUAUUGCGUUUUUAUCGCUCGCGAUUCUAUAAGGCUUUUCAGUCGUGUCGCAGAGAGGCUAAGCUAACGUUAGCCCCGCGUAGCUAUGUCGCUGAAUCCACAGAGUACACAUGAAACAUCCGUGCGCCCAUUAUCGGACGCAUACCACAUCCUUAUUUCCAGCCAUCGCAAUUGACGAUUGAAGUCCACUUGGAUCUUGUUACAGGUUUAUGGAAAUGACCUAGAGGCCUUAGAUACAUUUGUGCUCUUGUCACUGUAAUCUGCAUCCGCGGGCAAGUCCCACCUACCUCAGCUGGCACACAGACUGGAAAAGCAGGAAGCCGGCCGGUCGGGUGGAGUGGUGGACACACGGAUCUGAGAGGAGCACCUUGAGACGGACUGGAUCUGCCUCAUCAUCUGCCCACAUGUUUUUUAACCAUUUUGUAAGCUCCCUACUGUUGACCAGUGCUUUGUUUUUCUCACCUUUGCUUUCAAACUGAUUAUUUUCUACGUUCAUCUGUGAAGAAUUUCCAUCCGGACAAAAGCGAGACGCUGCAUGAAGAAUUAUUUUUUCCCUUUUUCAAAAGAAAGGCUCAUGCACUUUAAAGCUUGGCUCUAGGAUCAGUUUAUGUGAGGCUGUACCAGAAUCUUGGAGGCAUGCGUCUUUUUUUACGCAGCUGGCCUGCAUGUAAGCACUUCACAUAGGCUCGCCACUCCUGCCUUUGGCCUCCUCCAAGGCGCACUGAGAUGAGCCUCCGGCAGGCAGAAACCCUCAGUGGUCUUUUUACGUGACCUGGACUUUUUCCACGUUCAGUCGAGGGAAUUUUUUUUUCGAUUGGAGGCCUAAACAAAACAGGAUCUUCCGGUGCUGGUGCACCACCUAUGUAUUGUUGCAGCGGGCAGCAAAGUAAAAUGGACUACAAGCGUCGCUUUUUGCUCGGCGGGUCCAAGCAGAAAGUCCAACAGCACCAGCAGUACCAGAUGCCUGAGUUAAGCCGGACCCUUAACGCCUCGCUGGCCUCAUCCUGUUCGGCCUCCUCCAUGGGCGUUCCCGGCGGGUGCCACCCGCCCGCCGCCUCCUCCACAGCAGUGGCCGACAUCCAGCAGGGCAUCUCCAAGUAUUUGGACGCCCUCAACGUCUUCUGCCGGGCCAGCGCCUUCCUUACCGACCUGUUCAGUAGCGUGUUCAGGAACUCUCAAUACUCCAAAGCAGCUAUGCAACUGAAGGACGUGCAGGAACACGUCAUGGAAGCGGCCAGCCGGCUGACGGCAGCCAUCAAGCCGGAGAUCGCCAAAAUGCUCAUGGAGCUUAGCGCUGGGGCCGCCAACUUCAAAGAUCAGAAUGACUUCAACCUGCAAGAUGUUGAGGUCUUGGGUCGAUGCUUCUUGACGGUGAUGCAGGUACACUUCCAGUUCCUUUCGCAGACCUUGCAGAAAGUCCAGCCUGUGGCCCAGUCUUGCCUGGCAGAGGCUCUGGCGCAGGCUCAGGAGCGCUCGGCCAACGCUCGGGCUCAGAGUGCCGAGCUCGGGGCACUAACGGAGCUGGAGGAGGCCUCCCGUUCAUGGAAAGGUGCAGCUGAGGCCACAUCAAGGCUACGGGAGAGGGGUCGCGAUGGCUGCCUGGCAGGCCUCCAGGUCCAGCAGCUCUUCUGUUCACACAACACGAACAUCCCGGAGCACCAGCUGAAGGAGCUCAACAUUAAGAUUGACACCGCUUUACAGGCAUACAAGGCAGCACUGGAGAGCCUGGGCCACAGUGAGUAUGCGCUAAAGGCUGGCUUCCAUUUCAGCCCCAAGUGCGUGGAGGCAGCCUUGCAGGGCUGCUGCAGCGAGGCUGAAGCACAGCAGGCUGGUCGAAUGCAGACCACCUCCCAGCCUAUCCAACGCGAGUUGCCUACAAUUCCCGUGCAGAUUGGCACACAUUUUCUUAAGGGUGUGUCUUUCAACGAGUCUGCAGCGGAGAACCUCAAAUUGAAAAUGCAAACUAUGCUGCAGCUCAUUAAGGAGGCACUGGGCCAAAAUGGGGUGACCCCCAGGGAUGACUCCCCUGUCACCGAAGUGCUCAACCAAGUGUGUCCAUCCAGUUGGAGGGGAGCCUGCAAGACUGCUGUUCAGCUCUUAUUUGCCCAGGCUGGUCUGGUUGUGGUGGACACCGCUCAGAUCGAGAACAAGGAGUCAUAUGCGCCUCACAUCACCCUCGAAGGGUCCAGACUGGUGGUCCAGGUUCCUUCCACGUGGUGUCUGAAGGAGGACCCAGCCACCAUGUCCUUGCUUCAGCGUAGCCUUGACCCGGAAAAGACGCUCGGCCUUGUGGAUGUGCUCUACACAGCAGUGUUUGACAUAAAUAGAUGGAAAGAGAGGAAAGAGCAAUCCUUGCCGACGAUCCAGAUUCAACUGCAGCGGGAGAGCCCGGACUUUGCCGGCCAUGCUGAUUUGACACCUGGCACCAGCUCAAAGGCCAGCAGCGGUCUUCCUAAAACCAUCUCCAAGCUGACUUCCAAGUUCACCAGGAAGGUGUCGUCUAGCUCUAACAGCGGCGGAAGCUACUCCAUCCCUAGCACACCGUCCCGUAGCAUGCCAUCGGGUGGCGGCACUGACGACAAAGCCAAGAAUUUGGGCCACAGUGAGAGUCGUCUACACAGCCUGCUACAGAUGGGCGCCCUGUCUGCAGGCCCCGAUGCGGGCGCUCACAACCUGCUGGCUAAUGGUUUGGCGUGUGACGAGCAGGGCAUGAACCUCCCGACUGACCAGGAGAUGCAGGACGUCAUCGACUUUCUUUCAGGGUUCAACAUGGGCAAAUCCCAGCAGGCCUCCCCACUCGUCAAGAGGAGGAACUCUGUGGCGUCAGCCAACCCCGCCGAGCUCAAACCCCCUGCCGGGCCUGCUCCGACGUCCCCGGUUAUAUCUCACGGCGCCCAGCCUCCAACACCCCCGUCCCAACAGCAACAACAACCGCCCACACCUCGCCAGCCUUCCCCCCAAGCACUGCAGUAUUACCAGCACCUCCUGCAGCCCAUCAGCCAACAACAACCACAACAACCGCAAUUGCCACCACAACUCCCUACCCUGCAGCAGAGGGCGGCCAGCAAGUGGCCCGGCUCGUCUGGCCAGCAACCUCCGCCCGGAGGGUUGUCACCCCUGGGUCCCAUCGGCCAGUGGGGCGGCUCCCCAGGGCUGCCAGACUUAAGCUCGGACUUGUACAGCCUGGGUCUGGUGAGCACAUACAUGGACAGCGUCAUGUCUGAGGUGCUGGGCCAGAAGCCCCAGGGGCCCCGCAACAACACCUGGCCCAACAGGGAUCAGAGUGACGGAGUCUUCGGGGCCUUGGGAGACACGCUGCCUUUUGACCCCGCAGUGGGCUCUGACCCAGAAUUUGCGCGUUACGUGGCCGGCGUGAGCCAGGCCAUGCAGCAGAAGCGCCAGGUGCAACACCCACGCCGCCCCAGCAACCCUCGUAGCAACUGGCCCAUGCCUGAUGAACAGCACCGGACGUGGAUGCACCCAGAGUUCUACAGCGAGGGUGAGGCGGUCAGUACCAGCUGGUCGGCCAAUCAGGGAGACUCCGCCAGCUCUAGCGAUGAGACCUCCUCUGCUAAUGGAGACAGCCUCUUCUCCAUGUUCUCUGGACCCGAUCUGGUGGCGGCCGUCAAGCAAAGAAGGAAACACAGCUGUGGUGAGCCAGAAGCGUGCACUUUGCCCUCACCGGCUCUCCAUCAUGUGGCUGAUGACAACCAGGACAGCAAAACGAAAACAUGGCCUCCCAAAGCGCCGUGGCAGCACUCGGCCCACGGCUGCGUGACAGAUCCAACAUCUUCCUUGUACCACCAGAUAAACCUAGCGCCACCAUCGUCGUCUCAGUGGAGCGACUCCAUGCAGAUGCUGCGCUCGCCAGUGUGGGCUGCCGCCAGCGGAGGGGGCGGGGAUUGCUCCCCUUCGUCAGCCGCAGUUUCCUCACCGUUCCCUUUCAGUCAACAGCAACAGCUGAAAGGCAUGAAGGCCUUCAAGUCGUUCCCCCUAAAACACGAGCACAGGUCCUCCUUCCUGCAUCAAUACUGAGCCUGCAACACAACACACUGGCUUGAUCUUCACGAUUUUUUUCACCCACAUAUUUCCCCAAGGACUACCAGGGCCACGCUGGCAGGAAAAAUAUAUAGCAAGACCACCAGAAAGGCGAAAAAAAAGAUUCAAAUUCCAACUUUUAAGACAAUUAAAUCUAUGAAAGUAAAUCCGUGCCACUGGAAUUUGAAUUUGUAAUGCAUUUUUUCAGCAUCAAAAUCCAGAGUAAUAAAAGCAAAAUAGCCGCAAAAAAUCAGUUGUUAAAAUUCUGUUGCAAAAACAUCACUGCCCAAAAAUUUGAGCUGCAGCAUCCAGGGAGAAGCAAUCAAUCCCAGUCUCAUUUCCACACUCACAGCAAUCACAAGAUAAGAGUAUUAGGGUCAUAAAAAGAAAGAAAAAAAAUAUAUGAGAAUUAAUUCGUAACAUUACGAUAGUAAAGUCUUACAUUGGUUAAUUUUGUAUGAAUGCCGUACGGCUAAGUUGAGCAAACUUAGCUGCUAAGUACUCUGAACACCUCCGUUCAAAUGAACAAAUAAGUUGGAAGUAUCAGUUUAAAUACUUAUUGAUUAUAAUUUGACGUAGAUAUGCCAAAAGAUUAAGGAUCUUAUUUGUGAAGAAUCCUACAGCCUCACAAGAUGCUCUCAAUACUGUUCAUUUUAUCAGAGGUGGCGAAGCACUAUGUAAAGUACAUGGUAACUAAUUUAAAUUAGCCUCACCGCAUCCAUACAUACUACAUAUACUUAAUAUAACGACUUGAAUCUCUUUAUAUUACAACUUUUUCCUCAUAACAUUAUGUAACGUUACAUGAUAUUAUGACUUUAUUUUCAGUCCUCCCUUCGGUUGUUAAUCUGUUUCCUAUGCUAAAUUACUAUAUGGUCAAUGUAAAACAGUUAACUUUUAAAGCAACUGCUUUGUCUAUUACCGUCAAGGGAAGCCAGAAUUAAACGAACGUUUGACUUUUGGUAUAUAACAUUGUUUUCUUGGACCCGUUUUAAUUAACGUGGCCCUGGUACUCCUACAUACAAUAAUGAGCUGAAAUAGUGAAGUUUACCCUCUUAGAAAAUAGGUAGAGGUCUGAAAUGUCAAUCAUAGAUGCAUUUCCACUCAGAGACAUAAUCUAAAAAAAACCAAAAAAAAACAAAUCACACUGUAUUUUUUUUAAAAAUUAUUUGUAAUUGGGGUUCAUAAGUAUUUGCACCCCUGACAAAUAAUGACAAAAAGUUGUCAGUCUACCUUAAAAAAAGUCCUUUUCCCCAUUGAGUAACCCACCACCAGUUUGAGCUCAAUAUUUUCACCAGUGCACCCCACUGUCAGUCAUAAUCCAACUGCUUCCAUGGGAAAGACCAGAGAGCUUUUGAAGAAAAAAAAAAAAAAACGGGAAAAAAUUUUUGCGCUCCACAAAGCUGGAAAAGGCUAUGGGACAAUUGGAAAGCAGCUUGGUUAGGAUAAAUCAACAGUUGUAGCAAUUGUUAGAAAAUGGACAAGGUUAAACAUAACUGAUAAUCUACCUCAGACUGGGGCUCCAUGUAAAAUAUUUCUAGUAGGGCAUCACGAAUUAUGAGAAAAGUGAGGGCUCAGCCUGGAACUACACGACACGAGCUGGUCAAUGUCCCGAAGAGAGCUGGAUGCACAGUUUCAAAGGUUACUGUCAGUAAGACACCGUGAUGAAAUGGUUUAAAAUCAUGCAUUCCGCAGAAGGUUCCCCUGUUGAAGCUCGUAUAUGUGAAGGCCAGUCUGAAGUUUGCCAGGGACCAUCUGAAUGAUGCAGAGGGAUCAUGGGAGAAAUUCAUUUGGUCAGAUGAGACCAAAGUAGAAGUUUUUGGUGCAAACUUGUACUCAUUGUGUGUGGAGGAAAAAGAAGGUUGCGUACAAUCCCAAGAACACCAUCCCCGCUGUGAAAUCUGGGGUUGGAAACCUCAUGCUUUAGGGAUGCUUUUUGGCAAAAGGGGACAGGACGACUAUACUUUAUAAAGCAUUGGAUGAAUGGUGGAAUUUAUCCUCAGAUUUUGAGCCACAACCUCCUUUUCUCAACCGGAGACCUGAAGAAUAGUCGUGGCUGGAUCUUCCAACAUGACAAUGAUCCGAAGCACACAACGAAGCUGACCAAGGAGUGGCUGCGUAAAAAGCAUUUCAAGGCUCUGGAGUGGCUUAGGAAGUCUCCAGACAUUAAUCCAAUAUUUUUUUUUUUCCGUGUUUCUCAACGACAGCCGCGAAACCUGACAGAUCUAGAGAAGAUGUGUGUGGAGGAAUGGGCCAAAAUCCCUGUUUCCAUAUGUGAAAACCUGGUGAAGAACUACAAUAAGCAUCCGACCUCUGUAAUAGCAAACAAAGGCUAAAUAUUACUAAAUAAAACAAUACAAAGGCUAAUUAUGACUAAAUAUUAGGACAAUUUUUCUCAGGGGUACAAAUACUUAUGAACCCCAGUAAAUUAAAAAAUUAUUGAAAAAUCAUAGAAUGUGAGUUGUGGAUUUAUUUUAUGUCUCCAUAAGUGGAAAUGCAUCUAUGAUUGAAAUUUCCGAACUCUACCUAUUUUCUAAGCGGGUGAACUCAUUUUGCCAUUUCCCCUCCUAACGACUUAUUCCUACAAGUAAGCGGUCAUUUCUCUUCCUUUGGGGCAAGAGCUGGGGACAGCUUAAAAGCAAACCUUGUGCGUAAAGUGAGCUGUAACUGCCAAAUGUACAGCUGACGUGUACAUGAAACGUUUCACUUUUUUCGUAACAUUUUUAAAGAGGCUUUGAGCAGGCUCAGCACAGUUAACACGCAAAUACACUUUUUUUUUUUUUUUUUUUUUUUUUAAAGAUUUAUUUUCCGUAUAUGAAAUGUGCCAUUUUGCCAGCCAAAUUGGAUACUGCGACUUUUUUCUUCUCAUCAGUAUUACUAAUCCUACUUCAUGGCUUGUUUCCACUUCCUGAAUUACGUGAAAAGAAGCACACUAGUCGCCCAUUUUACCAAAUAUGCUAUUUUUAAGUUCUUAUGGCAAAAGCCCCGAAUGUUUUUUUUGUGAUGUUUGCAGAUGCCAAUGUUGCCUGUAUUUAUGAAAUGACACCAGAAGAAAACUAACACUUCAAAAAUGUUUACAGUUUUGCUGUAUAUACAUAUAAAUAUAUCUUUUUAUAGUUAAAAUGUGCUUUGCACAAUCAAGAUAGGUUUUGCUUUUUUCUUCCAUUUCUAAUGACAGACUUGUAACUGUUAGCUGACCCCUCACCCCUUCUUUCUCGUGUCAUAAGUUUACUAUUAUGGCAGGAAGGGGAAAAACAAAAUGGGUGACAUAAGAUGAGGUCAACUAAAGGGGACGCGGCUGCUUAGCUUACGUUGCUUCUUGUUCUUUUUAGCUGGCGACCACAAAUCUUACCAGCAAUGCAAAAAUAAAAAAAUUUUAAACUAGCAAUGUGACUGGAAAUGUUUAUUUUUGUACUUAGAGAGGUAGCAUUUCAACAAACAUCACACAUUUCAAAAAGUACAAUUCUUAAUAACUUAUAUUACUAUUUUUCAGGCCACACCGAUACGAAAAACAAUCCUUUCUAGGGCAACUAACUCAUUGAUAGCGCUAGACGUCCAAUCAGUUUUGAUUGGGAGAAGCAGGCAGCGAUCGAAAUGAGUGGGACCUUUGAGGUUUUUCUCUAGCUCUCCCAGUCAAAAUGGAUAGGGCGUUCAAUAGAAGGGAACACGUACUAUCCCCCCCAAAAAAAUCAUGCAAGCCACAACCGGAGUAUAUUUGUUUUCAUUUUGGUCAUUUAUAGUUUUAUUCAUUCAUAAAAAAUGAUUAAAAAUUUUUUUUGUAAUGGCCUACACCACUGAUGUACACCACGUAUGUGGAUGCUAGGUCUUUAUAGGAAUAAUUACUAUAAUUUUCAAGUAACCCAAAAUAUUCACUUGCCCUAUAAAAAGUUAACAUUGCAAAAGUAGGUUUGUUGUCUUACAAAAACAUGACUUCAAUAUAAUAGCAGGAAUGUUUUUUCCCCCCAUAUUUGUUUAAUUUGCACAUUUCAAUUUCGGAAGAAACAUUUUUAAAUUUGGAAAAUUUUAAUUGUAAACCUAAUCUUUUUCUUCUUUAAUGUAGAUAUCUAAGAGAAUGUCCACAUUUACAAAUAUUUCCAAUAUUGAUUUUUUAUUAUUAUUUGUAAAACCAGAAGUUAUUAUGGUUUCAUUUUUUUCCCACUAUAAAAGACGGCAUUUUGGGGCGAGUGGUUAUAUUUUUACUCUGUAAUCAUUUCAAAUGUUGUUAUAU